Molecule: messenger RNA, 3996 nt
Organism: Lipotes vexillifer (Yangtze River dolphin)
Lineage: Eukaryota; Metazoa; Chordata; Mammalia; Artiodactyla; Lipotidae
Gene: DSEL
Product: dermatan sulfate epimerase like
Exons: 1
Coding region: 338-3976 (1212 amino acids)
Molecular function (GO): chondroitin-glucuronate 5-epimerase activity; sulfotransferase activity
Source: RefSeq, a predicted model, not a curated record
UAUGUCAAGGAAGUAAAUUGUGAAUUCAUGGUAUUUUUGACUAUCUCCACCCCUGUUCGCUGUGUGAUAUUGGAAAAUGAGAGGUUUUAACAUUCCUUGAAGUUUUAUUGGAAGCAACACUGCAUCAGGCAAACAGAUCCACAGUGUAAGUUUUCUCUUUUUGGCAACUGUACUUGCUUUGAAUGAGCCGAAUGUCAGCUGGAUUUCACAGCAUAUCCGAUUUACAGUCUGUGUUUUAUCAAGGCCUUAAAUGUAUGUUUUAUACUCAGCAGAUGGGAAACACAUUGAGCACUGUGUUUGACAUGUAUGCCUAAGGAAAGGAGUUCCCCGAUGGAUCAUGGCGUUAAUGUUUACAGGACAUUUCUUAUUUUUACUGUUAGUGAUGUUUGCUUUCUCUACUUUUGAAGAAUCUGUGAGCAAUUACUCUGACUGGGCAGUUUUCCGAGAUGACAUAGAUCAGCUUAAGACACAGAAAGUGCAAGAUUUCAGACCCAACCAAAAGCUGAAGAAAAGUAUGCUUCAUCCACAUUUAUAUUUUGAUGCUGGAGAGAUCCAAGCAAUGAGGCAAAAGUCUCGCACAAGCCAUCUGCAUCUUUUUAGAGCUAUCAGAAGUGCAGUGACGGUUAUGCUGUCCAACCCAACAUACUACCUACCUCCACCCAAGCAUGCUGAUUUUGCUGCCAAGUGGAAUGAAAUUUAUGGUAACAAUCUGCCCCCUUUAGCACUGUACUGUUUGUUAUGCCCGGAAGACAAAGUUGCCUUUGAAUUUGUUUUGGAAUAUAUGGACAGGAUGGUGGGCUACAAAGACUGGCUGGUGGAGAAUGCACCAGGGGAUGAGGUUCCAGUUGGCCAUUCCUUAACAGGUUUUGCCACUGCCUUUGACUUUUUAUAUAACUUAUUGGAUGAUCAUCGAAGGCAAAAAUACCUAGAAAAAAUCUGGGUUAUUACUGAGGAAAUGUAUGAGUAUUCCAAGGUCCGCUCGUGGGGCAAACAACUUCUUCAUAACCACCAAGCUACUAAUAUGAUAGCGUUACUCACCGGGGCCUUGGUGACUGGGGUGGAUAAAGGAUCCAAAGUAAAUCUAUGGAAACAGGUUGUAGUAGAUGUGAUGGAAAAGAUGAUGUUUCUGUUGAAUCAUAUUGUCGAUGGUACUUUGGAUGAAGGUGUUGCCUACGGGAGCUACACGGCUAAGUCAGUCACACAGUACGUUUUUCUGGCCCAGCGCCAUUUUAAUAUUAACAACUUGGAUAAUAACUGGUUAAAAAUGCACUUUUGGUUCUAUUACGCCACCCUUUUGCCAGGCUUCCAAAGAACUGUGGGUAUAGCAGAUUCCAAUUAUAAUUGGUUUUAUGGUCCCGAGAGCCAGUUAGUUUUUCUGGAUAAGUUCGUCUUAAAGAAUGGAGCUGGCAAUUGGUUAGCUCAGCAAAUCAGAAGGCACCGGCCUAAAGAUGGACCAAUGGUCCCCUCCACUGCCCAGAGGUGGAGUACUCUUCACACUGAAUACAUCUGGUAUGAUCCCCAGCUCGCCCCACGGCCUCCUGCGGAAUAUGGUACUGCAAAAAUGCACACGUUCCCUAACUGGGGUGUUGUCACUUAUGGGGCUGGGUUGCCAAACACACAGACCAAUACCUUUGUGUCUUUUAAAUCUGGGAAGCUAGGAGGGCGAGCUGUCUAUGACAUAGUUCACUUCCAGCCAUACUCCUGGAUUGAUGGGUGGAGAAGCUUUAACCCAGGACAUGAACAUCCAGAUCAGAACUCAUUUACUUUUGCCCCCAAUGGGCAGGUAUUUGUUUCCGAAGCUCUCUAUGGACCCAAGUUGAGCCACCUUAACAACGUACUGGUGUUUGCGCCAUCACCCACGAGCCAAUGUAAUAAGCCCUGGGAAGGUCAGCUGGGAGAAUGUGCACAGUGGCUUAAGUGGACCGGCGAGGAGGCUGGUGAUGCAGCGGGGGAAAUCAUUACUGCCUCUCAACACGGGGACAUGGUAUUUGUGAGUGGGGAAGCUGUGUCAGCUUAUUCCUCAGCAAUGAAGCUGAAAAGUGUGUAUCGGGCUUUGCUUCUCUUAAACUCUCAGACUCUGCUAGUUGUUGAUCACGUCGAGAGGCAAGAAGAUUCCCCAAUAAAAUCUGUCAGUGCCUUCUUCCAUAAUCUGGAUAUUGAUUUUAAGUACGUCCCAUAUAGGUUCAUGAACAGGUAUAACGGCGCCAUGAUGGAUGUGUGGGAUGCACAUUACAAAAUGUUUUGGUUUGAUCAUCGUGGCAGUAGCCCCAUUGCUAGUAUACAGGAAGCAGAGCAAGCCGCUGAAUUUAAGAAACGGUGGACUCAAUUUGUUAAUGUUACAUUUCAGAUGGAAUCCACAAUCACAAGAAUCGUAUAUGUCUUUUAUGGGCCAUAUGUCAAUGUUUCCAGCUGCAGAUUUAUUGAUAAUUCCAAUUCUGGACUUCAGAUUUCUCUCAAUGUCAAUAAUACUGAACACGUUGUUUCCAUUGUAACUGACUACCAUAACUUGAAAACAAGGUUCGAUUACCUGGGAUUUGGCGGCUUUGCCAGUGUGGCUGAUCAGGUCCAAAUAACCCGAUUUGGUUUGGGCACUCAAGCCAUAGUGAAGCCCGUAAGACGUGACAGAGUGAUUUUUCCCUUUGGAUUUAAAUUUAAUGUAGCAGUUGGGUUGAUUUUGUGCAUCAGCUUGGUGAUCUUAACUUUUCAGUGGCGGUUUUACCUUUCUUUUAGAAAGCUAAUGCGGUGGAUCCUCACCCUUGUUAUUGCCUUGUGGUUCGUUGAGCUGGUGGAUGUGUGGAGCACUUGCACUCAGCCCAUCUGUGCAAAGUGGGCGAGGCCGGAGGCCGAAGCGAGCGCGAAGCCUGUGUCUCCCCAAGGGCACCGCAUCGAUCUUCCUGACAUCGUCAUUACCUCACUUCCUGGCUCAGGAGCUGAAAUUCUCAAACAGCUCUUCUUCAACAGCAGUGACUUUCUGUACAUCAGGGUUCCCACAGCCUACAUUGACAUCCCUGAAACUGACUUUGAGAUCGACUCCUUUGUGGAUGCCUGUGAAUGGAAGGCGUCAGAUGUCCACGGUGUGCAUUUCCGUUUACUCCGAGGCUGGUUGCAGUCCUUGGUCCAAGACACAAAACUCCAUUUGCAAAACAUCCAUCUGCACGAACCCGGCAGGGGUAAACUGGCCCCAUAUUUUACCACGAAUAAGGACAAAAAAAGGAAGUUGAAAAGGAGAGAGUCUUUGCCAGAACAAAGAAGCAGAAUGAAAGGCGCCUUUGAUAGAGACGCUGAAUACAUUCGGGCUCUGAGGAGACACCUGGUCCAUUACCCUAGCGCACGGCCCGUGCUCAGCCUGAACAGUGGGAGCUGGACCUUAAAGCUGCAUUUCUUCCACGAAGUUUUAGGAGCUUCGAUGAGGGCCUUGUACGUGGUGAGGGACCCUCGGGCGUGGAUUUAUUCGAUGCUGUACAGUAGUAAACCAAGUCUUUACUCUUUGAGGAAUGUACCAGAGCACUUAGCUAAAUUGUUUAAAAUAGAGGGAGGUAAAGGCAAAUGUAACUUAAAUUCGGGCUAUGCUUCCGAGUAUGAAUCAUUGAGGAAAGAAUUAUCAAAAUCCAAGCCACACGCAGUGUCCCUGCUGGCUCAUGUGUGGCUAGCAAACACCGCAGCAGCCUUGAGGAUAAACACAGACCUGCUGCCUACCAGCUACCAGAUGAUCAAGUUUGAAGAUAUUGUGCAUUUUCCUCAGAAAACCACUGAAAGGAUUUUUGCCUUUCUUGGAAUUCCUUUGUCUCCUGCUAGUUUAAACCAAAUAUUGUUUGCCACCUCCACGAACCUUUUCUAUCUUCCCUAUGAAGGGGAAAUAUCACCAACUAAUACUAAUGUUUGGAAACAGAACUUGCCUAGAGAUGAAAUUAAACUGAUUGAAAACAUCUGCUGGACACUGAUGGAUCGUCUAGGAUAUCCAAAGUUUAUGGACUAAAUGCUGCAGGUCAGCAGAAA